Caenorhabditis briggsae is the source of this 627-nucleotide messenger RNA. The record is from RefSeq and is a predicted model, not a curated record. Bases 1 to 627 code for a protein of 208 amino acids. Lineage: Eukaryota; Metazoa; Nematoda; Chromadorea; Rhabditida; Rhabditidae. The transcript is spliced from 6 exons.
AUGCUAGCCUCAUCUCGAUUCUUCAGCCAUGACCCAGAGCUGGCAGCCAUUUUCGAUGAACCAGUCACCAAACGCUAUGGUGUUGUGGAGUAUGAGGAGAAGCCAUACAAGGGUUUCUACAGACAGGAACUUCUUAAAAUCUACAUGAGAAGAAACUAUCCAACAGCCACGAUGCGAUCAGAUCUUGUCGACAGUAUGAAUACAAGAAUGAAAUUUACAAAUCCUGCCUACUUCCAACAUCCACAAGUCGACAAGAAAGAAAACACCGAGAAAGCUCUUGAGUACCUACAGUAUCUCGAAACCUCAAAACGCUUUGUCUCCUACUCCAUUCGUGCCAAAGAUAGUUCUGAAUACAGACAUAUUAUUGAACGUAUGCGCGAUUCCUUGAAGUGCUGGCUCGAAGAGCUCAACGAGAUAAAUACAAAAGCGGACCAUAUCCAUUUCCUGAACGAGAUGUUGUUUGUCAGGAAUCUCCAGAGCUAUCCUCUCCCAAAAAGAUGGAUUGUACUUCUUGCUUACUACCACAAUAUGCCAGAGUACGAGCGUCUCUUGGCAGCGCUCCGUGUGAUAACCGAGUACGAUGGAGAUCGUGCUCCGAAAUUCGAAGCAGAUAUGUUCGAGUUAUAA